This is a messenger RNA of Diaporthe amygdali, 1713 nucleotides long. RefSeq names its product d-xylose-proton symporter. Gene Ontology annotation, biological process: carbohydrate transport; transmembrane transport. The coding region runs from base 1 to 1713 and encodes 570 amino acids. Lineage: Eukaryota; Fungi; Ascomycota; Sordariomycetes; Diaporthales; Diaporthaceae. The transcript has 4 exons. Gene Ontology annotation, cellular component: membrane. Gene Ontology annotation, molecular function: carbohydrate:proton symporter activity. The record is from RefSeq and is a predicted model, not a curated record.
AUGGCUCAACCGGGAGCUGGAACGGACCCUUAUGCCUCGCCCAACAAGGGCUUGGUGCAUCAACUGCGGCAGAAUCCUUAUGUCCUCGGCCUCGCUUCCUUCGCUUCCUUGGGGGGCUUUCUCUUCGGCUAUGAUCAAGGAGUCGUCUCAGGCGUCCUGACCAUGGAGUCAUUUGCCGCCAAAUUCCCGCGCAUUUACCUCGACAGCAGCUUCAAGGGCUGGUUCGUGUCGACGCUGCUGCUGUUCGCCUGGUUUGGAUCACUUGUCAACGGGCCUGUCGCGGAUCGCGUUGGCCGUAAAGGGUCCAUCCUAGUUGCCGUUGUCAUCUUCACCCUUGGCUCUGCUCUGCAAGCUGCUGCGGAGUCGAUCCCUAUGCUCUUUGCCGGACGCGCGAUCGCCGGUUUCUCUGUCGGGAUGCUUACCAUGAUUGUUCCGAUGUACAUGUCUGAAGUCUCCACGCCGGCCAUUCGCGGCACUCUAGUUGUGCUGCAGCAAUUGAGCAUCACGUUGGGUAUUCUGGUCAGUUACUGGCUCGAGUACGGUACUCAAUACAUCGGAGGCACACGAUGUGCGCCAGACAUCCCGUACACUGGGGGCUCAGCAUCCGCUCCGGAAUUCGAUCCCAUCACGGACGUUGGAUCGGGCAGCUGCACAGGUCAAAGUGAAGCCUCAUGGAGGCUACCAUUAGCCAUGCAGAUUUUGCCGGCCGUCAUUCUCGGCUUCGGCAUGCUUUUCUAUCCAGAAUCGCCAAGAUACUACCUCAUGCGGCAGAAGGAAGACAAAGCGCUGGAGGCACUGGCCUGCAUUCGACGAGUCGACGUCGAGUCGGAAGCUCUAUGCCGCGAGUAUCUUGCCAUUAAGGCUGAAGUACUUUUCGAAGAGUCCUAUGCCCGCGACAGGUACCCCGGCAAGACGGGUGUGUCACUAUACCUGGCCCAAUACUCGUCCUUGGUUUCAAACAAGGCUUCACUCAAGCGGUUGACCGUCGGCUGCGUGGUGAUGUUCUUCCAGCAAUUCAUGGGCUGUAACGCGAUUAUUUACUACGCACCAACCAUUUUCGGCCAGCUCGGUCUCUCCGGAAAGACAUCAUCGCUUCUGGCUACCGGCGUCUACGGCAUCGUGAACACACUAUCCACGCUGCCAGCCCUAUUUCUCAUCGACAAAGUAGGACGCCGUCCACUCCUCAUGUGUGGAGCUCUUGGAACAUUCGUCUCACUGGUCAUCGUCGGCGGAAUCGUUGGCGGAUUCGGCUCCACAUUGGUCUCUCACAAAGCAGCUGGCUGGAUUGGCAUUGCGUUCAUCUACAUUUACGACAUCAACUUCUCGUACUCGUUCGCCCCAAUCGGAUGGGUACUUCCAUCUGAGAUCUUCAACCUCGGAAAUCGGUCCAAGGCAAUGUCGAUCACUACGAGUGCCACUUGGAUGUGCAAUUUCAUCAUUGGCCUCGUAACACCAGACAUGCUUGACACGAUUGGCUACGGAACAUACAUAUUCUUUGCAGCCUUCUGCUUGCUAGCAUUGGGAUUCACGUAUUUCUUUGUCCCGGAGACGCGAGGCAAGAGUCUAGAGGACAUGGAUACAGUGUUUGGAGAUACUGCCGCGCAUGAUGAGAAGGCGAGGCUGUUCAACAUUGCGGCGGACCUUGGUAUCGUUGACCUAGAUCGAUCUCUAUCGAAGGGUGGAGAUGAGAAGCCCGUUGUUGAGCAGGUCUGA